AUGCAUGAUGGAAGCGGCUGGAAAAUAGGCCCGGGGUUUACCUGAAUUUAUAUUUUUUCUUUCCAAAAAAAUCUUGACGCGUUGCUUUUUUUUCUUUUUUGUCUCCUUAUCUUUGACGAAAGACAAACUUACACCUAUUCAAGCAUGGAACGUACAUUUAUUAUGGUCAAGCCAGACGGCGUGCAACGCGGUUUGGUCGGUGAGAUUAUCAAACGCUUUGAACAAAAAGGAUACCAAUUGUUAGCAAUGGAAAUGGUCCAUCCCACCCGCGAAAUCUUGGAAGAGCACUAUCAAGAACACAAAGGAAAGCCUUUCUUCCCUAAAAUUGUCGAUUUCAUGAGCUCAGGUCCUGUCGUCGCUAUGGUUUGGUAUGGUAAUGAGGUCAUCAAGACAGGCAGAAAGAUGCUGGGCGCAACCAAUCCUCUCGAAAGCGCGCCUGGUACGAUUCGUGGUGAUUUCGGUGUCGUUACAGGUCGUAAUAUCUGUCACGGAUCUGACUCUGCUGAAUCUGCUGAACGCGAGAUCAAAUUAUGGUUCCCUCAAGGUGUCACAAUGUACGACAAUACACGCACAUUGCAGCAAUGGCUUUAUGAAUAA
Mycotypha africana is the source of this 597-nucleotide messenger RNA. Its product is annotated as nucleoside diphosphate kinase. The coding region runs from base 145 to 597 and encodes 150 amino acids. Lineage: Eukaryota; Fungi; Mucoromycota; Mucoromycetes; Mucorales; Mycotyphaceae. Gene Ontology annotation, biological process: UTP biosynthetic process; GTP biosynthetic process; CTP biosynthetic process. The transcript is spliced from 2 exons. The record is from RefSeq and is a predicted model, not a curated record. Gene Ontology annotation, molecular function: nucleoside diphosphate kinase activity.